Messenger RNA from Juglans microcarpa x Juglans regia, 3092 nucleotides. RefSeq names its product meiosis-specific protein ASY3. The record is from RefSeq and is a predicted model, not a curated record. The transcript is spliced from 10 exons. Bases 308 to 2860 code for a protein of 850 amino acids. Gene Ontology annotation, biological process: meiotic cell cycle. Lineage: Eukaryota; Viridiplantae; Streptophyta; Magnoliopsida; Fagales; Juglandaceae.
CACUUCCCACGUUAAAAUAGAACACCGGGGCCGUUGCGACGCACCGUCGUCACAUUCUAAAUUUCCCGCCUCUUUUUUGUUUUUGCAUCGAGGAGAAAGACGUUGGCCAGGUCGUUGUUCGGUUCCUUUAAAAUUCACUGUUCUUCUCUCUCUCUCUCUCUCCCCCGAGGUCUUUGCGAUUGUUUUUAGUUCUGAAGUUUCAUCGAAGUUUCAAGCAACAGAGCUCUUCAAUAAGGCAUUCGCCCUCUCGCCAAGGAAAUACUGCUGCUGGUUUCAAUUUGGUGUCUUCUCUGCGAAAAUUGUGAUAAUGGAGGUUGAUGCACCGCAAACUCUACUAGAUGAUUGGAUGAGUGAUUGCCGGAGUAUUGGAAGCAAUCGUUAUCGGUCCAGUCAAUCUAGGAAGAUCUCCAUUGGAGUAAUGGUUGACUCAGUAGGCAAUAAAAGGUCUAGAUCUACAAAGGAAGAUAAGGCUACAGUGGCAAGUGCAGAAAGGAUGAAUCUUAAUGUUGAUACUUCCGCAGAAAUAAAAAAGAAGGGGCAAGAAGUCACAGCUCCUGUCAAAGGGAAACAAACGGACACUCCGGAGCAGGAGAACUCCCCAUGGAUUACUCCAAGAUCACUUUAUCCGCAAGCACCUUUUCCAGAGUCUGUUCUUCAUUUAGAGCAACCAGUCACUAGUGGCCAGCAAAACAACCUUAACGGACAAAGUAGUGAACCAGCAACAUACUCGGUUCAGUUGUUUGUGAACAAGGCAUCAAUUUUAGAGUCUGGCGAUGGCAACCAGAAGAAGUUUGAUGGGUUUACCUACAAAAGGAAGGGAGUAAAGGACAGAACCACAGAGAGGGUGGAGGAAUUUGCAUUUGCCACUGCACAACAAGUUCACGUGUCCGACCAAGUUGUGAUAGAGGAUAAAGCAGACAAAACAAGAAACAGGACUGGAAUUUUGAGAAUGAAGCUUUGGGAAAUACUUGGCAAUGUUUCUUCGCCUAAAAAUGAGAAUUCUAACUUUCAGAGACCUGAGGUUGGCACCAAUAAUAUGAAGCUGGGGCAGAAUUUUGAUCAGAAUGCUGUUACAGUUGCCAGGUGUAGACAGAAUUCAGAUACGAUAGAAACUGAUUCUGAAGCUUCUGAUCAUGCUAGCAGGAGACCAGUAACUCGUUCUUUGACGCGUAAAAGAGUGAGACAGAAAGUGCAAGUAAAUGGGACUAAAUGUGGUCCAUCCUCUGGUUACAUACACAAGCAUCAUGAGAAGAACUUCUCCUUGGAAGGAGGGUUGGGGAGAGUAAAUGGUGCUAUCAAUGGUGAUUCCUCAAAGCCUAUGAGGAAGAAGAUAGAGAAAAAGAGUAAAAGAAUUGAGCCCCGUAAGAUUUUGUUUCCUAAAAAGGAUGUUAUGGAUCAGAUUCAGGAAGCAAGUUAUAGAAGUGAAGCAAAAGUUCCUGCUGAGAGAAAAUUUUCACGUGGCAAUCAAAUGGAAGAUAUUUAUGGUUGCAUAUAUGAGGAUGAGAGAGAGUACCUUGGACUGGAGAAUAAAAUCCAAGAAAUUCUGCAUCAAUCACCAUUGAUAGACAAGACUAAUCUCCAGGGAGAUUUUAACAGUCCAGUAAAUCAACAAGACGUUGCUAGUCCAUCUUUAAAUAAUGAUGUGCAACUGCAAGAUAAUUUUCAAAGUCCUAUAUUUGGAUUUAAAACACCCAUCUCAAGUUCUAACCCUACCGCAGCUCCUAAAACAGACCGAGCAGUAGAUGACUCACAUACCUCAACUCCAAAAAUGGACCAACUAUUACCUGGUGUUCACAAUCCUGCUCCAGCAGAGAGAAUAUUUUCUGUGGGACAUAUCCGUGGCUUCAGUACUUUGCAGACUUCAAAAUCAGAUUGUCAUGGGUCAAUCACACAGGCAUAUUUUUUUGUACAAUUAUUUAGAGGUUAUAGUAUUGCAUUUGUGUUGUUUGCUAAGCUGGAGCAUUGCUUCUGUAUUUUGUAUUUCCUUAUUGUACUUCAGGGUGACACAGAAGUGCUUACCCCACCCCCGGAACCCGCUGCUGAUACUGAAGAGAGGGAUACAGAAGAUGACUUAUCUGAAACAUCAGCUGAAGAGAGGGACUAUGAGAGUUCAGAAGAGGGUUCACCCAUCAUUGAAGCAUAUACUGGUUGCAGAGACAGAGACAUAUUAUCUUCAGAACUUGUUGCUGCCAAGCAGAAAAAAUUCAUGCUCCAUUCAACUAAAAGGCUCCAGAUACGUGAAAGCAUUAGAUUUGAUAAUAGCAGUCCUACCUCACCCUCUCCAAAAGGGACUGGAGAAAGUAAUUGGAUGCAAGAACCUUCAGAUCAGAGCCAAGACGAUGGACUGAUGAGGGCUAUCAAACUGUUUGCCUUGGAAAUUCAAAAACUUCAAAGCAAAAUAGAGUCAGAGACCACUAAAAAAUCAUCUGAAAUCCUGAUGUCCACUUCUGAUGGGAUAUAUUUGCAGUUGCAGAACCUUGGGUCUCAUAUUCAGACAGAUGUAGGGAAGUUCACAAGCAUGAGUAAAUCGAGAAGAAAAGGAUUUGAAGUGAAACUUGAAGAGCAGCACAAAGAAUUGAAGUUGAUUCAUGAAAAAUUCAAAGAAGACAUUAACCGGCAUUUCCAGGACUACAGAACCACAUUGGAAGGGCUGGAAGCACACCACCUAGAGCUUAAGGGGACCAUGGAGAAGCAAAAAGCAUCGCACCGGAAGCUUCUCUUGCAAGUUGAAGAAGGGGUUGAAGCACAACUUAACCAUGCUCAGAGAAGAAUCACAGCCAUCCAUGAGUUGGCAAGGGGAAAGAUGCUCCAAUUGAAACACGUUGUCUCUAUGUGUUUGAAGGAGGGUAUUCUAAGCUGAAAUGAUUCCUACUGCCAUCUAGGAAGACAGGGUUUUGAUCCUUUUCCUAUAGUUGUGGAGUUCAUUGAUUUCUAAUGUGUUCCUGUAAGCCUUUGCAUUUUAUAGGUAAUCAAUAUUGUCCUAAUAACCAUCUCAUGCUUACAAACUUAUCUUAAUUUGAUCUCUCUACUGUUUCUCAAUUAUACUUACAGACAACUACAUUUUUCUCUGAAAUGCCGGUAUCAUUUGUCUA